Salvelinus fontinalis (brook trout) is the source of this 3611-nucleotide messenger RNA. It is a transcript of the gene pou3f2a, whose product is annotated as POU class 3 homeobox 2a. Gene Ontology annotation, cellular component: nucleus. Bases 253 to 1380 code for a protein of 375 amino acids. Gene Ontology annotation, biological process: regulation of transcription by RNA polymerase II; brain development. Gene Ontology annotation, molecular function: DNA-binding transcription factor activity, RNA polymerase II-specific; RNA polymerase II cis-regulatory region sequence-specific DNA binding. Lineage: Eukaryota; Metazoa; Chordata; Actinopteri; Salmoniformes; Salmonidae. The transcript has a single exon. The record is from RefSeq and is a predicted model, not a curated record.
AGUGAUAGGGGCUUCUAUAGAAUCUCCCGUGACCAAUGAGCGGGGUGCUGUCAGGGGUAACAACAUCUGUCAACCGUUCUUGGCCAAUAAAGAGCUGAGCGAGGCGGACCUCAGGUGUGCGCCUCUACGUCCCCUUGGCACCGCGCCCGGGAGAUCGAGAGCAAAACCUAGCUAGCUGCCCGGUGGCGGAAAAUAGUAACUGUCAAAGGCAGCUCCUUUAACGACAGAGCUAUCACUCCGGCUCCGAGAGUUAUGGCGACCGCAGCGUCCAACCACUACAGUGUCCUGACUACCGCCAGCAGCGCGCAGCGGCAGCACUCGGAGUCCGGGAGCAUGCAGCAGGCAGCGGUGUACAGGGACGCGCACACCCUGCUCCAGAACGACUACACUCUACCGGGCAGCGGUCAUCCGCUUAGCCACGCUCACCAGUGGAUCACGGCUCUGUCGCACGGGGACGGGGCUCCGUGGCCGUCGAGUCUCCUCGGAGAGCAGGACGUGAAGCCCAUUCUGCAAAGCGACCGAGAGGAGCUCCAGAAUUCCGCCAGUCUGCAGCAACAGCAACAGCGACACCCUCACCUAGCGCACCAGGCACAUCACGACGCCAGGGCAUGGCGAACAAGCACGGCCUCCACGCACAUUCCCGGUAUGGCUACAUCUGAUGGCCAGAGCCUGGUGUACUCCCAGUCUGGGUUCGGCCUGGGAGGACCAGAGCAGAUGCACCACCACUCUCUGCAGGAGGAAGACCACCACAGCCACAGCCCACAUCUGAGCGAGCAUGGAGGCGGGGUACAGUCGUCCCUCUCACACCACCAGCACGGGGGACACCCGGAAAACUCGGACGAGGACACGCCGACCUCGGACGACCUGGAGCAGUUUGCCAAGCAGUUCAAGCAGCGGCGCAUCAAACUGGGCUUUACCCAAGCUGACGUGGGGCUGGCGCUGGGGACCCUUUAUGGAAAUGUAUUUUCUCAAACCACUAUCUGCAGAUUCGAGGCGCUUCAGCUGAGCUUCAAAAACAUGUGUAAACUCAAACCACUGCUUAACAAAUGGCUGGAGGAGGCGGAUUCCACCUCGGGGAGCCCCACCAGCCUGGAUAAGAUCGCGGCGCAGGGGAGGAAGAGGAAAAAGAGGACCUCCAUCGAGGUGGGCAUAAAGGGGGCUUUGGAGAGCCAUUUUCUCAAAAGUCCCAAACCAGGCGGCGCAGAGAUCACCUCCAUAGCGGACAGCCUGCAGCUGGAGAAGGAGGUGGUGAGGGUUUGGUUUUGUAACAGGCGGCAGAAGGAGAAGAGGAUGACGCCCAUUGGAGGACAGUUACCGGGAACGGAGGACAUGUAUGGGGACACACCACCUCACCACGGCGCUCAAACCCCGGUACAAUGACCUUAAACCCGUUAUAACACAUGGACCCCUAAAGGAUAUGAAUGUCCCCCUGUGUUUCUCUGUGCCUGACCAGUUAGCAUUGGACCGUAGCCAGCCCAGUGCUAAUGUUGGACCUAUUUGGAACACAGUGGGGAUACCGAGUGUAAGAACUCGAGCACUACACCCCAGACACACAGAAAUCGAGAGCUAUGGGGAGUUUUCAUGCAGUGGAGAUGCGACACGCAAUUUCUGGCUACAUGGACCGUGGUUGGUGUGUGCUAACCAAAAAAGGUUCAAUAUCAUUGACAUCAAAUCGAUUUUAUAGUCAAGGCGCCAAUAUGUCGUAAUGUGUAAAAAUAAAGACAGUAUAGGCUGUGUGCACGAACCUACCCGCGGGAAACAGGCAUAGAGAUCGCAGCCGACAGUCGGUAAAUAAACGCCAUCUUUCCUUAAUAACAAAAGCAACAGGGGUUUAACACGGUCGAAGCUCAAUACACCUGCUGCACCAUUAAAUAAAAGCCAAUACUAUCACCAGCAUAUUAUUAUUAGGCCUAUUGUUAUUAUCAUGGUAGGUAUUAUUAUAAUAAACAUUAUUAGUCAUGUUUCUAUGACAAAGGCAAAGCAUAGGCCUAUAGGCUAUAGGCUAAUGUUUAUUUACAUAGAACAGGGUCAUAACGUAUGCCUGCAUGGACACAUGGGGACAUGGGAUAUAUUGACAUGUAUUUUGAGAUAUAUUGAAUCAAGUUCAUUUCAAUUCAACAUGUCAUGAUUAGUUUCAGUUUUACUAACUAUAUUUGAAUUGCAGUUUGUUAAUUGCCAUACAAUAGUAAACACAGCAUAUCCUGUACUGUAGACAACAUAUUUACCAAGGCACAAUGUGUCAGUUAUAGUCUAUAAUGUGGUCAGAUUGUAUCCCAAUAAUAAAUAAAUAAAUAUCCCCAAAAUUAAAGUAUCCAUAAUUUUUAAUAUAUCAUAAAAUAGGCCUACAUAAUAAUAAUAAUAAUAAUAAUACAGUAAUAAUAAUUGUGUCUUGUGCAUACCUUGCGAGGCACAGACCAUGUAUUAAGUCAAAAUUAAUUUAAUUUUCUCUUGACACCUCAUGUCGUGUCCAUCAUGUGUACAUUUCUGCGCGCCUGUUUACAGUAGCCUAUGUGUCGUGUUUGUAUAUUUAUUUGUGUUUCCAAAAUGCUGUGAUCAGAAAGACCGAGAGACUGUAAGGACCAUACCAUAUCACUGAAGCCUGCCUCUGCCUUCGUUUCGUAAGAAGAUAAUCACGGAAUAUAUCUGUACCAGCUCUGUCUUCAGUGGCUCCAAUUAAUCUAGACAAUGAUUCAUUCACCAAGAAGAAUUGUUCGUGGGAUGUAACUUACAUUUGUUUUUGUAUCGCUUUGUAUGUUUGUUUGUUGAAUUUUCUCUUGUCAGACCAGUGCCAAAGCACAAACACGUACGUGCACGUGCUCUUGUGCCGCUCAACUCGUGAUAUACAUCUGACAGCUGCAGGGUUGGGGUCAACUUUGGCAAUUCCUGGAGUCAAAAUUGGUUCAUUAUUUCAAGAAUUUCGAUUAAAAAUUGAAUGGAAUCAGGAGGAGGCUGAUUCCGAAUUUGAAAUGGAAUGGCAGGAAAUAUAAUUCAAUUAAUGGGAAAUUCUCAACACACUGACAUAAAUUAGAUAACUUGUAUAGCUAAUACUUGUGAACCAAAUUGGUUUGAAUAGCAUUACAUAUUCUCGUUAUUUACCUCAAAGUAUAGGCAUAACAUCAACUUAUAUUAUGUAGACCAAGGCACUUCAGUGAGAUAAUAGCUAUCAAUAUCACUUAUACUCACCUGGCCUAGUGGCACUGAUAUACAAAACAACUAUUUCACUCAUCAUUGCAUGGAAAAUGUAGCCUAUAGGCUUAGCCUAUUUAUUGGCACCUGACUCAUCUAACGCCUAUGCGUAUGAAUUGUAAGCCUAAUUGAAAAGGCUCCCUGGGAAAAUUCAAAUUGAGUAGGCCUGCACAUUUAAUACAUUUAAGAAUAGCUGAAAUUAAAUUUGUUUGAAUUGUUUUUCCUGUCAUUCAAAUGUAAAUUAUUAUUUUUCUUGACCAUUCAAAUUCAAACUCAAAAUGCUGUAUUGGAUUUGAGUUUAUCUAAGCAUUCUGAAUUGACCCCAACCCUGUGACUGAUCAAAUGAAUGGGGAAAAGAAAUCAAUAAUUGCACAAUUUCUAUAUUAUGUUUUUUUGUCAUUAAAAUGUAUUUGUUUUUUUUAUAA